UUAAGUUGGUACUACCUUCAGCGCAACGAACUUGAACGUAAGUCAUACUGCUAGAACAAGUGCCUUCUCCUGGAGUGUGUACGAACGGGCAAAUAAGUGAACUCUUGUGAACCAGGCUGUGUGCUGAGGAGGACAUCCGCUGGUGUCAAAGGAAUGCAUCCUCAAGACUUGGGUGCAAUCACUGCUUAUUGUGGACACUUGCCCUCUUGAUGGAUGACGUCACAUGACGCCGGUGGAUAAGGACCAUAAGGGCGUGGCCAAUGGGAGAGCUUCACAGGAACGGACCAAUGGCGAUGAACGAGUUGUGGCGCCGGCGCCCGUGGGUGCUGGCGCAUAUGAGAGAGGAGGGGGGGUGAAUAUUUGGGAAGGGAGUCUGGACGCCGCUCGUUGCACGGGGGUUGAUGCAACCAGCACGACUUCCUCUUGGCGUACCCUGGAGUGGUACGGACAGCCCCAAGUACGUGUGCAGAAAACAGAUGGCGCGUUGUAUCCAGCGAUCUUCCAUGUCGAUGUGAAGGCACAGAAACAUGGCCAACUGUGCGGAACCUCUCAACUGAGUAGCUGUAGCCCGUCUACACGACACCAUGCCGGGGUUUGGGGCAUUGGGCGCCAUCCGGGCCAAAGCAACCCGCGCCUUCUCUGGGAACAUCAACUAUGAGGAAUUUGAAAUGCCUUCAAAGAUUGGUAAAGCUGAAGACGAGAAGGGGUUUGUCAGCGCUGAGGGCGAGAUUGGUACACCGGAGUCCCUGCCUGAACCGGAGAGGCCCCCGUUGAGGCACAUCGACAAGUACAUUCGACCGGAGUGUCCGUGCCUCAGUAAGCGGUACACCAUGGCGGUCCUGACGUGCGUAGGUUUCAUGAUUUCUUUCGGCAUGAGAUGUAACAUGGGGAUGGCGAAGUUGAAGCAUGGAAACGAGACGAACAUGUUUAACUGGACUGUAAGUGUAGAAAUUGCCGUCGAUUCAUCCUUCUUCUGGGGUUAUUUGGUUACUCAAGUUCCGGGUGGAUUUCUGGCAUCCAUGUACCCAGCCAAUAUGAUUUUCGGGACCGCCAUCGCCAUAUCUGCAUUCCUGAACCUGCUGUUGCCCGGGGCUACAACCAUCAGCCCCACACUCGUCAUAAUUGUUAGGAUCUGCCAGGGUUUUGUCGAGGGCGUGACGUAUCCAGCCUGUCACGGUAUCUGGAGGUUCUGGGCACCGCCUCUUGAGAGAUCUCGACUUGCCACUCUGGCGUUCUGUGGCUCGUACGCAGGAGUGGUGCUGGGGAUGCCCCUUUCUGGGCUUCUCACGGGUGGAAUCAGCUGGAAAGCACCUUUCUACUUCUACGGUAUUGCGGGAGUCGUCUGGUACGUGGUCUGGUUGUGGUUGUCCUUCGAGAAACCCUCGAAACAUCCCACCAUCAGCGCCAGGGAGCUCAUGUACAUUGAACAGUCCCUAGGGCAGUCCGCGCAACUUGCAAUGCCGACUAUAGCAAACACUCCUUGGCGUUCUUUCUUUACCUCCAUGCCCGUCUACGCUAUAAUUGUGGCCAACUUCUGUCGCUCAUGGAACUUCUAUCUUCUGGUCCUUUUCCAGGCCAAGUUUCUUCAAACAACUUACAAUCUCCAGAUAGAAGAGACGGGAUUCAUCGGCGCUCUGCCACACUUGCUGAUGACUCUGAUCGUGCCUAUGGGAGGCCUGCUGGCAGAUCACGUGCGGAAGAAAGGCAUUCUCACUACUACGAACGUAAGGAAGCUGUUUAACUGCGGAGGCUUCGGCAUGGAAGCAAUCUUCUUCCUCGUAGUUGCUUACGCUCAGACAGCGGUGACGGCUACAGCCGCCCUUACCCUGGGCGUUGCAUUCAGCGGAUUCGCCAUAUCUGGUUUCAACGUGAAUCACCUGGACAUUGCACCGCGUUAUGCCAGCAUCUUGAUGGGGAUGUCCAAUGGGAUUGGGACGAUUGCGGGCUUCAUGUGUCCCAUAGCAACCGACAGCAUCACGAAGGAUGGUUCCCGACAGAGUUGGAAGAUAGUUUUCAUUAUGGCAGCAGUCGUGCAUUUCUUUGGUGUGACGUUCUAUGCCGUCUUCGCUUCCGGCGAGCUUCAACCAUGGGCAGAGCCAUCUGCCGAGGAGAAGAAAAAGGUCUGGAAUCCGCUUGAAGAAGGAGAUCUGCCUAAGAGUUCGGAAGGAGUUCAAGAUUAUCAAGGACAGGUAAACAGCCACGGACCUACUUACGGUUCAGUUGAACAAACUUCUGUAGCAGGGCACCAACCUCCGAUGUACCCCUCAACAAAUCCCUUCAUAAACCAUGCAGAACAACAGCCCACGAAUCCGUUUAUAAAUCAUGUAGAAGCUGUUCAACCUGAAACAAAAGACGGCUACUACAAGUAUGGGACAGUGGACGAUGGUGCGUACUGAGUGACUGUAUCUUAUUUAAUUUAUCGAUUCAUCGAGAUCAAUUAAAACUCCAGUCAAUAUGUGGUAGUGGUUAUAAUUCUACGAAUUAUAUGUGUGAAUUGUUUCACACAGAACUUUUUCAUCCAUUUUUCGUGAUACAUUUUAUUGAAUUUUAUUUUCAAUUUUUCAUCUGGUAAAUAUAGGCUAUGUGAUGUUUGUGAAAGUUAAUAUAUACUUAUAAAAAACCUGUAACAUAAUAAUAUUAUUCACUGGCGUAUGCAUUAAUUUUUAUUUUAUCUUCGCAUUGAUGUUAAAGAAUUCAUUUCUCACUCUGAUGUCAAAGAAUAUAUAGAUACACGUUAAUAUUUUGUUGUAUAGAAACUUCUGUUGCAUAAAUAAUAAAUGUGAAAUAACUUAGCAAAUGCCGUCUGUAGAACAUUUUCACUAAAUAUUUUUAACCUGCCCCUCAAACUAUAAACGUAUCCUCAAGCAUUGAUUAAAUUAUUAAUUAAUUAAUUCAUUUGUUAUUCUGCCGAUAUUUAAACGAAUAAGCAACUCUGGCGCCGAUAACGCACAUGGCGCUCUACGCGGACUCUGCCGGAACUAAAAUGUAUCACGAAAAAGAGAAGAAAAUCGUUACUGUAUGAUCGUAAUGGCAGUGACUUCACAAGCUAGCCAACCUCAAACCUUCUUAUUGUUCUCUAUAAAUAUAGCAUUAAUUGCAAUCGAGUGUGAAUAGUAAGUAUAAUAACGUGUAAAAUAAAUGUAAACUUGUCCUAAGAAAUUGGUGUGCUAUGAGUUCGUUUCUCAGUACCGAGUUUUAUUAUCACACCACUGUAGCACUGCUUAUGACGUCACUCCUGACCACAGAAAAGUUAUGGCGCGAGUUAAAACAGCUGUCCGUUUGAAUCGGCACUUCGCGUAGUCUCAGAUGAAUUUAAGGACGCGAUACCUUCUGAGAACUUAAACGUAAGUCAAGCAAUAUAAAUAGUUAUAUUGAAUCGACAUAAAGCUAUAUUGUUGAUUAGUGGCAUUGAGUUUAUUGGAAUAUAACCUAAAACAAAUUAAGAAAAUUUCAUAAGAAUAUCCUUGUUUAAGCUUUAGAGCCACUUAUGAGGUUCUAUUCAAGGAGAAUUUUAUCCUUGUUACCUGAUUAUUAAGAUUGAUUUAAAUAUUAUAAAAAAUGUUAUAACUAAUUGUAAUUUGCAGAUGUUUUUUAAAUAGGCGCGUUUUUUAUUUGAAUAGAAUAAUGUAUUUAAAAUGCGAUUUGAGUGAAAGCUGUUAACAUUUACCCACGUUUAAAACAGAAUCUAUAGUCAGAAAGAUGUACAUUUUUCAAACCAAAGUUUAAAACUCUUUUGAAGAGUGAAAAAUCCUGUCCCAGGUAAUUUAAGUAUUACAUAUUUAUAAAUAUGGUGACAUUAGAGUUAGUAGACGAUGUAAAGUUUAUCUGCUUAGAAUAAAUUAUGUACAUACACACGUAGACACGAAGUCCGUGAGGUAUAAUAUUUAUUAGUGUCUGCUUGCCUUUGGCCUUUUGCUGUUGACAAAUUUUUAGUAAUGGAGUUGAAUAAUAAUUAUAAUAAUUACUAGCAAUAAUAUUAAUUAGUUCUCGCCUCCUGUAGGCUUUCAGUAUUGGAAAUCAUUUCAAAGAAGAAACUGAGUUGUCACCGUAACAGUCAUUUGGACGUUACGCUGGUAUUCGAAACAUUGCGAGAACAUACAGAGCAACUGUUAUUUUAUUUACAAGAUGAACAGUAACAUGACGUGUCCCUGAAACGUCGACAAAGCAGUCUAAUUUACACGAUCCCAUCACCUGCUGUAUAGAAACCAUUCCGUGAUUGUGCAUAAAUCCAGCAGAACAGAUUCUUAUGUGACUGCAUUUUCUCCGUUUAUAAUUGUAUUAGAUAUUUCCCUAAAUGUUAAAAAUUUAUGUUGCUGUUAUUACAAUUGGAAUUAUUGCUACCAUUACUAAUCUGUGUCGCCCUCGGUGGACUAGUGCUCGCCAUUGGACCCCCAAGGUUCGCGGGUUCAAUCCCGGCCGAGGUCGAUGGAUUUUUAAGGGUGACAAAAAUCUGUAGCAAAACUUUCCUUCGGAGGGGAAGUAAAGCCGUAGCUUUACGCAUGUAAAAGAAACUUACGAGCAGUCAAAUCAGGAUUGGGUAGAAAUUGUGCAGAGUCAAUGGGCUGGUCACUCACUACUCACAGAUGCACACUUCAAAGACCAAGAAUCCUCUGAAAAGGAGGUGGCGAAAACCCACAACAGGGUUUUAAUGCCCAGAAACAAAAUACUUAGCUGUGAAUAGCUUCUUCACCGAAAUUCGCUAUUAACACAUGUCUACACGAUAAAAAUAUUUUUAAUGUUACUUUGAUUCAAUUACGUCAUUAAUAUUUGUCCUCGAAUUCAAUAAAUUAGUAGUUUCGGAGUACUUUUUAAUCUUUAUGAAAUAGACAGCAGACAGUAGGAUGAGAUUCCACGACAGCGAGUAUGAAGAUGGCUAUCUUCUGGGUUGUAGAGCCGUGUAGUCUGGUGGAGGUUUUCAGACGUUUCUGAUGCGAUUUCUGCAUCCAUUAUCGCUCAUCGACCUGACGAUGAAAGCAGCAAUCAAAUCUUAAACGUCGGUAAAAUUUCGCUAGACUACACUGCCCAACAUUCCAGUAGACAGUCAUGUUAAAAGAUAGACGUGUUAUUGAAUAUUGAAAAUGUUUUAGUUUCCUGUUACAAGAAAAUUAUUAGCGAUUUUAAGCAGAUAAUCUUUCAAAUAAUAUCAAAUGUACAUAUAUAUUAUAUUUUGAAAUGAAAAAAAUAUCUAAUGUAUUAUGUUGUAUAUAAUAAUAUUAAAAUUAAGUGAAGGAAUGUAAUAGAACUCAUUUUUUUAAUUCAAAUGUCUAUCAUGAGAUAUUACUCUCAAAGGCUGUGGUGACAAUAAUAAAUGUCUUAGUUGUAAUAAUAUUAUGACUACUAAUGGAACGUACGGAAUUAUUUAAUACGUAUUUGAAUAUAGGAAUACUAUGUAAAUUAUGUAGAUGUGUGCAUCAUGAAGUGUGCGUUGCAUAUUUAGACGGAUGUUUGUGAAUGAUAGAUUUAUCCCACAUUCUGCUACACGUUAAAUAUGUUUCUGGAGAUAUUUCUGAAGCCCUUUACAUAAUUACGAUUAUCCUAACAAUCCUGCAGAUUGAUUUAUAUUUAAGAGAGCAGACAUGUACCAAUUACAAAACCAAACGGUUUUCCCAGUAGCUAUGCCUUUUUAAGAAAGAAAUGGUUGCGUAUUAAUUCGUGAUAUGUCUUGAGGUACAUGUGCAAUGCGUGACACAAAAGGUUUCAAAAUAUUGUAUUGGUGUCUUCAUUUAUAGAGUCAGAAUAUAGCAAAUGUUAGUUGUUACUUGUAAAUAAAGAACAUGGUCGAUAUUCAUUAAAACUGUGAUGUGCGUCUAGGUUCGUUUUACCUUAGUCUAGGAAAAUAAGAAACGAAGACCACUCUCUGUCUCUGUGUUCUUAUUAAUCUGUGUUGUUUCUUAGAUGCAAAUACUGUUUCAGGUUGUUCGUGACAAUCUCUGGACGGAAUAUGAUGUCAAUAUAUGUAUGCUAAUACUAUCACGUAAUAUCAGGGAAGAAGGCAAAACUAGUGUGUCCCGUAGAACGCACUUUCAAAGUUAAAAAACAUGGACAGCUGAUGGGCUGUAACACUAAAAAAAUACCUCCUCUGUCAUGUUACAACUUUAUAUCAUCCUCAGCCACAAGACUUUGUCAAAAAUCAAUAACUGAUUUAAUUGACAGAAGCUUUUACAGUUUUAACAAAAGUUUAUAAUUAGUGUUCCAUGACAGUUCUCAUAUCUGUCAUAAGAUCGUAGAUUAAUUGGGCGAUCUAUUACAUGGUGAUUAUCGAUGAUCUUUCAAUAUUAUAUUUACACUUGUUAAAAUAUAUAUUUAAUAGAUUGGUAGAUUAAAAUGCUUUACUGGAUAUCGAGAGCCUUAAUGUCGUUCUGAAACAUUAUUUAGUAAUUUAACUGAAUACAAAAUACGUCGCUUAAGAGCGAAGUUCUGGAUUACGUAUAGAUAAUUUUCUGCAAGAUUUAAUUUCGUGGAUUUUUAACUGAUUAAGAAUGAAAGAUAAGAGUAAACUUGCUUCUAUAAAAACGCUGAAAUAAAAUUGUUUGACCUAAAUUACAGCGUACGUUAUAAAGUGUUUUCAUGCUGUAAACAGCUGUUUUGUGCUUCGUACAUUGAUUUUAAAUAAACAAAAUAUUAGUUGUAAAUUUCUUCGUGCCACGGUGCUUAUUGGUAGUGGCAAAAGUGGCCAAGGUGUUUAAUAACUUUUGCGGAUGCUAUCAAAGAAAAAUCACUUACAGAUUUUUCAACUUCGCUGUAUCUCCCUACAUAAUUUCUCGUUGUUGCAUGUUGACCUUUGAUAAUGUAGUUUCCACAAAGUACUAAUAUAUCUAUGUAUCUCGUAUUUUCUGAUUCUCUAAAGAAUGCAGAGCAAAACUUAAUGUUUUCUCACUUCGCCCAUGGUACCUAUUACAUUAUCCUCCAUGAGUCUGUUCUUUGAGUAACAUUUUCAUCUUUGUGUAUUAAAAAUACUGAUUUUAUUUAAAUAUAUUAGUCGAAAUUAAAAGAGUUGCUUUAUAAAGUCAACAUGUAUAAGUUUUAUUUUUAUUAACAUACCUAAAAUAACGUUCAUCGUGGUCCAUGUUUCUUGAAUUUGGAGGCGAUGUGUUCUUCCGAAACGUCUUUAAUCACACGGCGUCACAGUCCAAAAAAUGACAAUUGACGUUCUACUGCGCCGAUGUUCCUCUGCCACUAAAAAAUUCUAACUCGUAUGUCUUUCUAAUUGCUUUAGGGUCCUGGAAUUUAAGACAUUAUAUUUUGUCCAAGAUUGGCUGAGUACAUAGAAACAUAACAGUUGUUAUUUUACUUAUGUUUACACUUAUUAUUGCUAAAUUGUUUAAGCAAUCAACAAUAUGUGUAUUUCAAAUACCAACUUACCUUAAAAGAGACUGAGCUUGAUCUUAUAAUUAAUUUUAAUAUCGCUUAAUAAAUUUAAUGUAGUUGUUUCAUUACUGUUAGUGUUUCGAAAGUUGACGGAAUAUAUGUUUCAGUGCUGCCUUGUCAUGUCAUUAACUAGUUGGCCUACACGUUACACUGCAUGCGUUGUGAGGUAUAAAAGUAUAUAGGGGAGAUUAGACUACAU
This is a messenger RNA of Zootermopsis nevadensis, 7567 nucleotides long. It is a transcript of the gene VGlut, whose product is annotated as Vesicular glutamate transporter. Gene Ontology annotation, cellular component: synaptic vesicle membrane; excitatory synapse. NCBI's taxonomy places the organism in Eukaryota, Metazoa, Arthropoda, Insecta, Blattodea, Termopsidae. Gene Ontology annotation, biological process: regulation of synapse structure or activity; synaptic transmission, glutamatergic; neurotransmitter loading into synaptic vesicle. Gene Ontology annotation, molecular function: L-glutamate transmembrane transporter activity; neurotransmitter transmembrane transporter activity. The record is from RefSeq and is a predicted model, not a curated record.